Culex pipiens pallens (northern house mosquito) is the source of this 4060-nucleotide messenger RNA. Its product is annotated as prominin-like protein. Lineage: Eukaryota; Metazoa; Arthropoda; Insecta; Diptera; Culicidae. The transcript is spliced from 13 exons. Gene Ontology annotation, cellular component: membrane. The record is from RefSeq and is a predicted model, not a curated record. The coding region runs from base 667 to 3435 and encodes 922 amino acids.
UCGGCUCAGUUGCAGAGUGGCUUUCGGCCGGAACGGUCUCCAGGCUCGCGUUGUCCUGGUGCGCGCGACGGCGUGUGUGUGUGUGAGAGAGAGUUGUGAUUGGAAAACAUAAUUCAUCUGAAGAAAAAAAUAAAGUGCGGAAACCACAUCCUUUCGGGCCAGGAUUAACGGAGGGCUUCCAACGGGGGGCCGCCAGCGGAGUGUCCACCUCGAUCGCAAGGUGCUCGAUAGAGUGAUUUUGUGGAGUUUUGGGAAGAAAAAGAAAAAUUUCGGAUCAGCAAAGAAUCGAUUUUGCUUUGCGUGUGUGGGAGAGUGGAAAGUGUUAUCAAUCAAAAAGGGGUUAGUUCGAGAGAUAUUUGAAGUUUUAGUUAGCUUACAGAAGUUACAGUGAGUGCAGUGUAUGAAUAAGAAUUGCGCUGUCGAAUUCGGGCGUAAUUCCAUUCAUCGAAAGUGAAAAUUCUGCAUUUCUUUGUUGAAUGAAGGAUUGAAAAAAAAAGUUCGGCAGACAUCGCCUUUAUCUUCAUCCCGACGACACAGACACAUCUGUGUUUGUUAGCGGUUGCCCAAGAAACUGCCAGACAAGAAGUGUACAAUCGACAACAUAAAGGUGGAACCGUAAUCGAAUCAUUCCCGUCGAAGCACGCUCUCGGCCUUCCAUCGUCGGUCAUGGAGGUGCCUGCAAGUAGCGCCAGUAGCAGAACGACCGACGCCACAGUCAACUUCCGUCAGAGCUGCCAUCACCACUCGACUCGCUCCCGAGCGUCCACAUCCAGCAGCCAUUCCCCGCGCUUCUCCCCCGCGACAGAAAUGAUCUCGUCACGCGGCAGUAGCUGGCGGCGGUCCACGUUCCGGGGCCCACCGAAGCUGGCAUUCGUCAUCCUAUUGCUCAUGGCCGUUUUCGGCAGCAGAAGUAAUCAACUAGUACAAGCGGAGAUUUUGAAGAUCCCGAAGACUGAAUUCACCAACUUUAGCGAAACACCCAACUACAUUAGCUCAACGUCUUACAACGCGCGCGGAAUGGGUCCGCUGUACAAUCUGACCAACAUUGCGAUCCGGCUGUUUGUCGACACCGAUCCGGUCCCAGAAGGCUAUCUAAUCGUAGAGGAAGGAAGCAUCAAGCUGGGCCCAAAUGUGCAGGAGAACAACUGGGGACCGCUGCUGCGCGAGUACUGGGCCGUCCUGCUGGUCACGGUCAUCUGUGUCCUGCUGAUUGUGCUGAUGCCAAUCAUCGGCCUGUGUCUGUGCUGCUGCCGGUGCUUUGGCGGAUGUGGUGGCCGCACGCAGCCCUUCGACAAGAAACACGACACCUGCCGCCGGGUGCUGCUCGGACUGCUGCUGAUAUGUACCACUUCUUCGCUGGUGUUUGGAGUGGUCAUUGCGUUCGCUACAAACAGCUACCUGCAGCAUGGUGUUGAGAACAUUACAACUUCGGCCCGGUACGGCGUGGACGAUACACGUGAGUUUCUAAAGUCGACCUCGCGCCACAUUUCCCAACUGCUGGAAACGAACUACCAGGAGCUCAACAGCCAGCUGAAGAAGACCCUCGGCGAGGCGUCGGACAUCAUCAUUCAACGGUUGGAGGAGGAAUCGCAGGCCGAGAAGCUCAACACGUUGAAUGACUUUGUCGAGCAGCUUCCGGCCAUCAAGAACAACCUGGACCGGAUGACGCUGCUGACGCGGGAACUGCGAGUGAACGCCUCCCAGCUGAACGACGGAUUACGUGGCGUUAAACGAGAACUGUUGGCCUCGCUGACCAAGUGCGGCACCCAGGAGUGCAUCAACGUGAUGGAGGACUACAAAAUCGGUCGGCUCGACACCAACGGGAUCGAUUACAACUCGAUACAAGACAGAUACUUCCCGAGGCUUCCGGACUUGACCGAGAUCACCAACAGCGUGCAGGACCUGGUGUCUGGCAAUGUGGCCGAUGCGGUCAAGGAGGGCGUGGACGAGCUGGAGAAGCUGAAGCAAACGCUGAAGCGUACCGUGCGGGACAGUAUUCCGAUGGUGACGGCCGCUGCGGAUUCGACCGGAAGUGCCAUCAAGUCGGCAUCGGAUGAGCUGACGUCGCGGCUUAACAGCGUUCGGAACUUGAUUGGGAACAACACUUACAAGCACCUGGAGACGGCCGACGAUUACAUCGUGCAGUACAGCAUUUAUCGGUAUUACGUGGGACUGGGGGUUAGUUCGGUGCUGCUGUUGAUCCUGAUGUGUCUCGUGUGCGGACUGCUGUGCGGAAUCUGCGGCAAGAGACCGGAUGGCUACGGGGAUGAUUGCUGCAACAAGGGCGCCGGUGGACGGUUCUUGAUGUUUGCCGUGGCCAUCAUCUUCCUGACCUUCUCGGUGAUUCUGGCAGUCACGCUGGUGUCCUUCCUGGCGGGGAGCGUCCUUCGCCGUGGCGUGUGCGACUCGCUGAAGCACCCCCGGGACAGCCAGGUGAUUGACUACAUCGACACGUACUUCAACGUCAACAAGCAGUACGAGCAAAUCCGAUCGCAAAACACGCGCUCCAAGUGGAAGCUCCAGGCGAAUGCCCGCCCGGAUCCGCUCCGGAUCGCCGAGGUGAUCGAGUCGUGCAGCAAAAACAACUCUGUUUAUGAGGUUCUGAAGCUGUCCAACUUUUACGACAUUCAGGAGAUUCGCCAAUUCCCCGAAGAUUACGGUAUCACGCGUGAGUUGAACGCGCUCAAAGAGAAGAUCGAGAUCAAAAAGGUAGACAUACUGUCGCCAACGGCUAAGAAAAACAUCGAAGAGCUGCGCGACUCUCGGUUGAACGACUUCAUGGCGUACAAAUUCAUCGAUCAUCUCACCGAGAAUAUCACUCAGAACAAUCUGAACGACAUUGCUCACAAGCUGCGGGACGUGGCCAACCGGAUCCCACCGGGUAAGGAGAUGAACGACAUCAAGGUGAACCUGAAGAACCAGGCGCUGCACUUGUCCUCGUACCAGCUGAACCUCGUGGAACCGAUGCUGCGCUACACCAGCGAGCUGCGCAACCUGUCGACGACGCUCGAGCGCAGCCUCAAGUUCGGUAAGGAUUCGUUUGCGCUCGCCAUCGAAGACUUCCUCGAGCACAUUCAGAAGGCGGAGGCGUACAUCAACGUGCAGGGCCAGAAGUUCGUGGAGGACGUCACGUCCGAGCUGGUCAACGGCAUCCUCCAGCAGAUCCACUCGUAUCUGAACCUGGUGAUUGAGGCCACCAGCAAGAACAUUGGCCGCUGCGGCCCUAUCGCCAACGUGUACGACUCGAUGACGGUCGCGACCUGCAACAGGAUUGUGGAUCCAUUCAACGGAUUCUGGGCCGGCGUCGGGUGGUGUCUCGCCAUCUUCCUGCCGACGAUCGUGCUGUGCGUGAAGCUGUCCACGCUCUACCACAAGUCGGAUCCGUACCCGGGCCCGCUGGUCGAAUCAGAGCCACGUUUGGUGAAGACCUCUUGAAUUUGUUUCGUUUUUUUGAUUGUUUUAAUUUUAAGUAGAGAUGUGAUAACUUGUAAUAAGUAUUACACAAACAGUAGUAGUGCCUGUUUGAGUGUAGAUUAGUAUUUGCAUAGAGUAGAUUUGUAGUAUUAUAGUUUAACUGUACAAAGUGAAGCAUUCUCAUGCUUGCUGAGUUGCAAGACAAUCCCGAGUCGUGGUUUUCAUGGCAUUUUUUUUGCAUAUGGUGAAAGAAAGCUAAGUGGAUGAAUGGAUUAACAAUGGUUGCAUACUAACAGUACUACUGACCCAAAGAUGGUUUAACUUUCCUCGAGUGUGUUUUUGGUAAGUUUCUUGUGGUGUUUUAUGUUUGUCAUUCAGUUGGCUUUCUUUCUACUAACGAUUUCAUACUCUUCGGAAUGCAUAACUAAACUAACCUGUAAAAAAUGAGAUUUCAACUAAAGUUAACAAGUCUGAUUUUCACAAGUACUAUGUUGUUCACUAGUUUUGUGUUAUUAUUGUUGGUUGUAGUGGUUGUAGAUGUUGUUUUGGUUAUGGAUCUGGCUUGUGUAAAUAUAUUCUUUUAGAAUAGGUAAGUGUUGCUGUGGAAUAAACGUAAUUGAACACACUGUUGACAGUGUCAAGCGAG